Messenger RNA from Amphimedon queenslandica, 1121 nucleotides. RefSeq lists its product as uncharacterized. The transcript is spliced from 7 exons. The record is from RefSeq and is a predicted model, not a curated record. Gene Ontology annotation, molecular function: protein binding. The coding region runs from base 352 to 1032 and encodes 226 amino acids. NCBI's taxonomy places the organism in Eukaryota, Metazoa, Porifera, Demospongiae, Haplosclerida, Niphatidae.
GAUUUAUUAGUAUCCCCUGUAAUUAUCAAUAGUUUAACAGUAGCUUAUACUGUACCAGUUCUCAAUGAAACUACUAUCAAUAUAACAUGGAGUCCACCAUCUCAUCCUAAUGGAGAAAUUAGUGGAUUUAUUGUUAGAAUAGCUACUGAUGCUAUUACUAGCCCUAAUAAUGUUCCAUUUGUGACUGGCAAAACAUCAUAUUCUUUAAUAUUUGGAGGAUUAAAGGCAAGGAUACCUUAUUAUGUAUCAGUUGUAGCAGUCAAUCAAGUUGGUGAAGGAAAUUCAGCCACUGCUACUGUCUUCACUAAAGCUGACAGUAGUGUUACAGUAUCACCAUCAAAUGUACAAGCAAUGAGAAUAAGAGAUACAAUAGUGUUAUCAUGGGAUCCAGUGACACUAGAAGAAGCUAAAGGAUUCUUUGUAUACAGUAUCAGAUUAACUCCUGAUGAUGGUAGCACUAGCAGUACAUUAAGACAAACUAAUACAAGAACUAUAUCAGUAGCUUAUGAUACCACAUCAGUUAAUAUAACUGAUACUGAGCCACAGUUAGCUUAUACUGUGAGUAUUAGUGUAUUGCUAUUGAGUGAUGUAGGACUAAUUGAAGGACCAGCUGUGAGUGUAGUGUCUCCAUCAAACAAUACUGGUACUACUACUACUAGUAGUAGUACUAAUUCUACAUUAAAUGUUCCACUGAUAUCAGCAGUAGUUUCAGUUUUGAUUGUUGUUGCUUUGGUUUUGAUCAUUGUUUGUGUCAUUUGUGUAAUAAUUUAUAGGAAAAAGUCAAAGAAUUAUAAUAUAAGUAGUAAAACUGAUGACAUUGAUGUAACACCUAAUGCAGGAUAUGGUAUAAUUGAUAUUGUCAAGAAUACAUCGACAGAAAAUGAAGAUGGAGUUUAUGAAAGAAUAGGAGAUGAUCAGGUUUAUGAACAAUUAGAUGAACCUGAUCUGCUUGCUGCAAGAGAAAGUGCUGCUGACACUAGUAGUACAACAUAUAAAAAUACUACUACUGAGCCUAUUGUUACAGAGUCAUGAGAAAGAAAAUGAUGACAAUGUGUAUGAACUGACUGAUACUACUUCACUGUAAUAAUACCUAUCACAUACCCUUGUUUGGUGUUUAUACU